Messenger RNA from Lymnaea stagnalis (great pond snail), 5790 nucleotides. Lineage: Eukaryota; Metazoa; Mollusca; Gastropoda; Lymnaeidae. The record is from the annotation of a GenBank genome assembly.
GGGCCACGUAAACUACUACUGUACAGGCUAGCAACAUGGCAGCCUCCACAAAAUUACUUACUCGCUGCAAUGGUCUAUCGAUUUGUGUCUUAAUGCUCUUGGUAGGUGCUUAUAUUUUCCAUGCACAUGGACAGGUGGAUGACCAUGAUGACCACCCACAUGAGCCUCCAUCUUUUAAGUAUAGUAGAGAAGCAAAUUUAGAUGCAAAGAAGCCACAACCCAAAUCUCAUCACGGACACGCCCACAACCACCACGGACACGCCCACAGCGAUCAUGGACACGCCCACAGCGAUCAUGGACACGCCCACAAUGAUCACGGACAUGCCCACAGUGAUCACGGACAUGCCCACAGUGAUCAUGGUCAUACCCACAGCGAUCACGGUCAUGCCCACAGUGAUCACGGUCAUGCCAAACGCGACCAUGGACAUGCACAUGAUACUGCCCAUGGUCAUUCACAUGAAGAAAAUAAGGGAGAUGCAAAUCAAAUCCUAAAGGAAUUCAGCAAUAAUGUCCACUCAAGUGAAGAACCACAUUCAAAACGAGGAUCUCCUAGUGGAUUAUGGAUGAAAGCUAUUGGGGCAACUGCAUUGAUCAGUGCAGCUCCAGUUCUUAUUUUAUUAUUUAUCCCCUUGGAAAAUGCAAAUGAGCAUCAGCAACUGCUGAAAGUGCUUCUCAGUUUUGCAUCAGGGGGCCUCCUUGGUGAUGCCUUUUUACAUUUAAUUCCUCAUGCUAUAUCUCCCCAUUCCCAUGGUGAAGAUGAGAAUGGACAUGAGCAUAGUCAUGGCCAUUCACAUGAUAAAGCUCAUGGUCAUGACAUGCGAGUAGGUUUGUGGGUCCUUACUGGAAUUAUUGCAUUCCUAAUUGUUGAAAAGUUUGUGAGAUAUGUAAAAGGUGAUCAUGGACAUUCUCAUGCUGCACCAAAAGGUUCACCCAAAAAAGCUGUAGAAAAACCCACAACUUCAAAGGAAAAAAAAAAGGAAAAGGUCAGUGAUGAGGAUGAAGAUAACAAAGGCGAUGGACAUUCCAAAAAGGGUUGGUAUUUGUAUUUUAUUUAAGAAGAAAUAAAUAUCUAAUUUAUUUGCAUGCAGUGUUAUGUUAGUCCAUGUGGAUAAGCAUGAUACACCCAUAUUUGGUUUUUUAUUUCCAAGUUAUAAUUACUGUUUAUCAGUUGGUGUAUGUGCACAGGAUUAUUUAUAUUUCCCACUGAAUGAACUAAUACUAAUAUCAUCAUUUAAAGUUAGAUAAUUUAUUCAGUUAAGUUAUUAAGAAAAUUGGAUGACUCAUUUAAUUUAAAUGUUACUUCUGUCAAAUACAAUUGACUGCAUAUAUUAAAUAUAUAUUGACAGCAUAUAUAGAAAUUGACCUUAGGCAUUUAGUUUGGUGCUACAUUGAAAACAUUUCAUGCUUCUGUGACAUAAAAUUUUGAAUAUUUAUAUAUAUACUGGCAUACUGAGUAGGUGAAGAAUGCAAAAAUACACUUUUCUGUCUGUACUAGUGUGCAUCUAUUUAUGAAUCUAAGACCCAUACACAAUGAUAAUUAAAUGUCUAUUUACCAUAACCCAAUUUCUUAUACCGGCUACAAAGUGUCCUUAGUGUUGAAAGGAUGCUUAUCAGGUAAGGGUGUGUUCAGUCAGUCUUAAAAUAUGUGGUCAUUGCCUACCUUAAACUAAACUGAAAAAAUAUUUUUUUUAAAAAAUUCUUCUUGUACCGGUGAAAAAAAUUAUCUGUUGUAGUGAAGGCUUUUUUUGAUACAGACCCUUGUUGUCUAUUUUGAUUUGUGAAUUUUAUGUUGUAUUAUUUACAAAUAUUGAGUGUAUAAAUUUAAUUAGCAAUUUUUAAUGUAUUAAUAACUUAAUUUAUAACAGUUGCCACACCAAGCACAUCAGGCUCAGAUAUCAAGGUGGCUGGAUAUUUGAAUUUAGCUGCUGAUUUUGCCCACAACUUUACAGAUGGUCUUGCAAUCGGUGCAUCAUUUCUAGCUGGUCAAAGUGUAGGUGUAAUAACGACUGUUACAAUUUUUCUACAUGAAAUUCCACAUGAGAUUGGCGACUUUGCAAUUCUCAUUCAGUCUGGUUGUAGCAAGAAAAAGGUAUGAAACAAAUCCUUAUAAUAACUUAUAUUAAUUUUUAACUACCGGUACUGGGUAGUAAUAACUUGCCAAAAUUAACAAGGGAUAGAUAAUUAUUUAUAAAAAUAAUUCUUUAUAAAUAAUUUACUGUAACUGUAACUAUAGGAUUUCUCAUAGAGAUUUCAUGGAAAUGAGCGCAUAAUCCUUAGCAUAUUUUUCAUUUGAUAUUGUUAUGGUUUUAGGGAAAAAGAAUUAGUAAAUUGGAGUGAUUUAUGCAUAAACUCAUAGCUACAAUUAAUCUAGGUAGUUAGAGACUGGCAGGUAGAGAAUGACAGAUAGAGGUAGAGACUGACAGAUAGAGGUAGAGACUGGCAGGUAGAAACUGGUAGGUAGAGGUAGAGACUGGCAUCAAGAGGUAGAGACUGGCAUGAAGAGGUUUGAGUGGUAAACUCUUCUUCUUGGCUAAAGUUGACAGUCUUCUGUUUUUUAAUAAGACAGCUUCAGGGUAAGACUAGCUUGGCACACACCUAUAUUGUUUGCAUUUGCCGAAGUGCAGGCUGGGGUCCAUUAUUUUUUUAUCAUGAUGUACUUUUAAACCUUAAACCUCUAGAACUGCACAUCUAACCUAUAGAUUUUUUUUCAUUUGCUACUUGUAGGCCAUGAUGCUACAAUUUUCUACUGCCAUUGGAGCCAUGGUUGGAACAAUUUGUAGUUUAUCGAUGGAAGGUAUCGGAGAAGCUGCUACUGCUUGGAUUUUGCCAUUCACUGCUGGAGGCUUCAUCUACAUUGCUACUGUCUCUGUCAUUCCUGAACUACUGGAAGAUUCCAAGAUAGUGCAAAGCAUCAAAGAAAUAUUAGCUUUAUUAGUAGGAGUUUAUAUGAUGGUCCUUAUUGCAGAGUAUGAAUAAAUGAGUUCUCUGUUUAGCUUGUUCACAUCAGAUGAUGACAAGAACAACAAUUACUUGAACUUGAACACUUUAAAACAGUGUCUGAACUGUCUGUAUGGUUGAGGAUUAUAAUUGUAUGCUAAGGUGUUGUUUUUCUUUAAUAGCUUUUCUCUUAUCCUAUCUAGUUCAAAAAGAAGAGUUUCUCUAAAUAAUUAGAUUAAAAGGCAUGAAUUGAAUGUAAGGCUAAAAAAAUAUAUUUUCAUAGCUUUACAAGUCAUAGCAACUGAAAUUUUUUUAUAUUUUCAGCAAAUAUGAUCCUAAUCUUAAAAAAAUCUUCAGCUUCUCUCUACACACAAAUGCUCAAUUUUUGCCUGUAUCAUAUGAGAAAAGUUAACUAAAUGUUUACCAGGUGUUUAAAAAUGAUUUAAUUUUAAACUACCGGUAUUAAAACUGUUAUCUGACUUCCAGCCUAAUUACUAUUUUUAAGUUUAAUUUCCUAAGCCUAAACUCUCCAAAUUAGUAUUCUCCUAUCCUUGUUUUUUUAACUGCUCAAAGACUGAAUGUGUUCAUUGCCAAAUUUAUUGUAUUGUCAUUUGUAGCUUAUAAAUAAAUUUACAUUUACUAUUAUGCUACCGAAUUUAUCUAUGAGUUCACAUAAUUUGUCUUGUUAUUUUCAGUCAGUGUCUGUAGUAUUAAUAGUAUUAUUAGCACAUUUUUUUGUUUUUUAAAAAUAAAAAAAAGGGUCAAAUAAAGCUCCAUGUCAGAAAGUUUGUAUCUUGUUAAAACAGGGUAUUAAAUUAAAAUGAAUCUCACAACUCCACUAAUUUCCAGUUCAAUUGACUAGGGCUAUUUUAAUGGUCAUACAUUUUAUAUUACUUAUAUUUUUCUUUAUUAUUAAUUUCAUAUUAUUUCAUUAAUCUCAUGCUCAGAUUUAAAAAUAAUGGUUAUAAAUGUUCCAACAAUGGUAUUGCUGCUGCUUUUAGUUUACAUUGAAACAGCCUUGAAAAGUUUUUAAAAAUAAUUUUUUUAAGUGGCUACAGGUAGUAGCAAUAGUAAUAAAAAUAAAGUAACACGUUUUAAAAUUUGUUUUUAUUUCUCUAACUCGUCGUAAGAUAGCAGACCUGAUUAUGGGAUAAUUUAAUUUCAAAAUAAUUACGGUUAGAAUUAUGUUUUUAAGUUCUUGGAAAAAAGAGGUUGGGGAUAUCAUAUAAAUAAUCAGAAUGUUGUUAGUAAAUGGGAGCAUUUAAAAAAAAUAUUUUUUUUUUAGACUCUUCAGUAUGUUGCGUUAUUUAUAAGUUAAUUGAUAACAAUUUAUAAAUAUGUUUUCUAUAUUUAAAACUUAACAAUUAUUUUGUUCACUUUGUUUAAAAAAGAAGGGGGCAGGGGGUUAAACUGAAUUAAGACUAGGGCUCUUUUAACUUGGUUAAAUUGUAAUUGUAGUAGUAGUAGAGGGUGUAGACAAGUAGUUUGAAGUGGAAGCUUAUACCGGGUAUAAGUUAUAUCUAUAUUUUUACACAAUUUUGUGUAUGCUAACUGAAAAUGAAAAUCUAAAAAAUGUUUAGGGGAUUAAAUUAUUUUAAAACUAAUUUAAGCACUUCCUAAGAUGGCAAAUGAGCUGUCCUGUAAAUAAAUCAUAUCAUAUAUAAUAAAGACCCAUUCCUUGUACAUGCAAAGUUUGUAAUUUUACCAAGUAAUUAAUAAGUUUUAAAUAAAUAUGUUAUGUUUUAGGGCAAACAUCUUUAAGCACUGACAAAAAAUAUAUUACUAAAAUUACUGGUAGCUUAAAAUGUUUACGCACUGUGAUGAUUAUAAAGGAAAUUUACAAAAUGCAUUGUUAAUAUUUUAACUUAAACACUAAUCAAGAUUUUGACACGUAAGAGCUUUCAGUUUUCAGUGGCUUACUUAUGAGGGUGCAAAGUGUGUGAGUUUGACCUCCUCGGAUGGAACAUAUGGGGUUUAUAUUUAACAAUAAUAAUUAUAUGUAAUGUAAAUGAUGUGUGUGUUGAGGGGCCCACUUUUUAGGUGUUCGCGCUGUUAGGCAUCUAGUCAAGGUAUACCACUGAGAGCUUUGUAAUUGAUUUAUUAUGUGUAAAUAUUUUUUUUGUAUUACCGGUACAUAGCCUAAUGGAAGGGUAUGAUUUCUGUUAAUUAUCAUUUUUUGGUGAUGGUCAUAUUUCUUGUUGAAUUAAACCAUUCAAAGGUUUACAAAAUAUGCUAACAUUUUUUUGUCCUUGCUCCGAAUGUCAAUAAAAUUAAAAUAUACAUGAGUUUUGGGGUUAUCUUUCCAUUUCUUUUGAAUGUUACUGGAGUACAGAAAAAAUGGAUACCAAUACCUUUGGGAAACUUAUAAUUUAAUUCUUAUAUAAUCUUGCAAAGCUCCAGUGUUUUAACACAAUAUAAUUUAAUAUAAAUCUUAUUGACAGUAUAAGACCAUCCAUCCCUGUGGUGCUACAGCCCAUGUAGGGCUUUGGCCUGCCUCACUACUUCCUUCCACUCAGACCAAACUAAUGCUCUUCUUGUCCAAACUUGGAUUCCCAGCUACUGCAGAUCUUUUCCCCACAUCAUCCAUCUAGGACUAGGUCUGCCUUUGAGCCGUUUUCCUCUGGGGUUUUGGUGGUGUACCCUCUUCACUCCUCUGUUAUUCUUUCAAAGUGUCCUGCCCAGCGAAGCCUACCCUUUUUUAUUUCUGCUACUAGCCUGGGAUCCUGAUUGUACAAUCCCUAGCUGGUUCGUAUACUCCAUCCAUAUUCAUCCUUUGUUGGUCCAUACAUUUUCCGGAGAACUUUUCUCUCCAAUGUUUUUAAUUAUUAAUAGGUUUUCUGCCGUUUUUGUUAG